AUGGCUGUCCGACCAAUCGCCCGAUCACCUCUGCUCCUCUUGACCCUCAGCAUAUGCCUAGCUUUACCUGCUCUUGCCAUCUCAACCCACAUCCUCUCCGUCUUUCGCGCAGAACACGCAUCAAACCCAUGGUGGCUACCCAUCUGGCACGCCCACUUCAAUACUCAUGGUCUUAUUGCUAUCAUCACAACUUGCUGUCUGAUGUUCGCCGUCGACAUUAUAUCUAUCGGUUUGGUUGUGGCUGGGAACAAGACUGGUGGGAAGAGUAAGAUGAUCAAGUGGACGAGAGUGGCAUGUAUGGCAAUAGCUACGGUGGCAGCACUCAUUGCGAUGAUCAUGCCCGCUGUUGCGAAUGCUAAAGCACCUAGCAAAUCUGACACGAUUCAGACAUGGACAUGUCAUUGGAAAGGCGCUGUGGGUGCACCUCAAAACUUUGGACCGCUGUGUCGGGAAAGUCAAUUCUCGUCCUAUGCUGCCAUUCCACUGUUCAUCAUCCACCUUCUACUGUUGAUUCAAAGUAUCCAGGAUGCUGUUGCUGUACCACAGCCGGAGCCGACGUACGAUGAGGAGUUGGUCAUCAUCACCAAAAGUGUCGAUGUCGCUACCACCGGCUCGAACGACAGUCCGCGGAUCAAGUAA
Molecule: messenger RNA, 639 nt
Organism: Aureobasidium namibiae CBS 147.97
Lineage: Eukaryota; Fungi; Ascomycota; Dothideomycetes; Dothideales; Saccotheciaceae
Exons: 3
Coding region: 1-639 (212 amino acids)
Source: RefSeq, a predicted model, not a curated record